Messenger RNA from Phytomonas sp. Hart1, 1779 nucleotides. The record is from the annotation of a GenBank genome assembly. NCBI's taxonomy places the organism in Eukaryota, Euglenozoa, Kinetoplastea, Trypanosomatida, Trypanosomatidae.
AUGCCUUUGAGCCACGCCGACCUACUUAGCAUUUUGUUUUAUCUCAAUUUACCACCACAAAUUUUAAAUGAAUCACGAUGUGAAUGCGAUUUGUCUUGUCCCUUAAAGGUAACUCAACGGAACUAUUCAUCUGACUCUUUAAAAACUUCAUUACCUUCAUUAGGGUGGUGUACGGACACUGCGGCGUUUCUGUACCGCUGUUCUGGCCUUUUAUACUCACCUUCGCACAUCCAAAACGUUUUUGAGCAAUUUUUUUUUCAGGACUGCAAUGGUAAUCUGGAGCGACUUCAUCUAAAGUGGCAGGAACGACUUGCCACUUGGCGCAAGGAAGAAGAGCUAUCGCAGCAGCAGGGUGAGCAUUGCCACAUGAUGCAUAGCAUGGCCUUUGCGAACACGACUUCGUCCUCACAGAAAUACUGUCUGUCUAUCAUGUCGAAUAGCAAUGGAUGUAGCCCUACGCCAUCGAUGGUUCUUUUAAGUGCGUCUAACGCGUCUGUUUAUACUAAGGAUUACAUGACCGAUAAACACUCAGAGAUUGACCGCGGCUGUGAUACUCAGAGAGACGCGACUAUUGCGUUUGUAGAUCCUACUUCACCCAGAAAACGGGAUAGAGCAUCCCAGGAGUUUACUGCAUCGUCAUUUAUAAGUAGCAGCACACGAGUGAUCAGUGGUGUGCGUGCAGAUGCUGUCACUAAGACGUUGGACGAGAUGCCUUCUAUGGCCCCUGGAGUGGUAACGUCUAAACCAAUAUCCAGUGUGGAAGACAAUCGAACCGUUAAGUAUGAAAUAUCCUCACCAAUACAACGCCACAGUUCACGCAGAAUUAUCAAUGUCGGGGGGACUUCUGAUGAAGAAAGAAGCUCUUUGCCUCCUGUUGCUGCAGGAGAGAUGACUGAGAUAAUUCCUCCGCAUCAACGAGUCGAGCAAAAAGAUUCAAGGUUGAACAAUGAAGUUGUGGUGGGCUGUAAUGCCAGUGAUUAUGACGAUGACGAAGACGAAGUAUGGUGCUUUUCUGAUCACACGCCGGAGCAGCGUGCAUUAAUGCAUCGCUUACGAUACAAUACACUCCUUAGCCCUGAAGUCCUAUCGAAUAUUUUGCAGCAAUUCUUUCUUGUGGACGGCGCGGGUGUUUUUUUCCUGCCGGUUCCUGAUCAAACCAUUAUGGAGUAUAAUGAAGUGCGCUCUGGACCUUACUGUGAUGUUAUCUAUGCACCUCAAUCGCUUAUGCAAGUGAAACGCGAGAUACUUGAGAGCCGGAGGCGGUAUUAUCAGCUUAAGCAGCCAUUUGAGUUGAACUCCCUUCGACGGUACAAUUCAGACUUCAAACAUACCAGAGCGAUGGAUCGCGUUUUGAAGGAGAUUGAGCAUGGAGCAACGCAGGACCAGACUCCUUUUAUAAAAGAAAUUACUGGACCGAAAAUUCUAUGGCCCACGCAAUAUAGCCAUAACCGUCAAGAUGAUGAUGAGAUCGCUAAUGAUGGUGGUGAAAUUAGGCACAUACAAAAAGGUAACAUGCAUUCGCAAAUACUCAUGGAUGAGCAGAAAGUUACAAUUGAUAGUUCCGAAAACUCUGACAACGAUUUUAAAUUAUCAGUGUGUAGCCAUGCAGACCAGAUUCUCACAAUCGCGGAGCUUGAGCGAGCAGCAUGGCAGAUAGCUGCAAAUUGCGUAAUGUUCAACGCUCCAGAGUCUUAUUACCCCAAUACUGCACGACACUUCGCAAAAUCAUGCAGCAAGAUAUUAGCUCGGUGGUGCGAGGAACAAAUGCAGCGUUUUUAA